UUGGCAUAUGAUGGCGUGCCUCUUGUCGUCAUCGCCCAUUCGCCCACACGAGCCUACCCAAAGAGCCCAGAGCCCGGGAGGUUACUUCGCUGCCUGAGGAGUCCCCGGCACCGGAGGUCUUGCUACCGGCUGGCGGCUUCUUCUUCCGUUCCUCCCCAAGUCCUCUUCCCGGAGGAAUCAUGAUCGUCUGCGUCGCCGUUGUCGGCCACCAGAACAAUCCGCUGUACCUGCAGAGCUUCACGGAGGCGGACGACGCCCUCAAGCUCCACCACAUCGUCCACUGCUCUCUCGACGUCAUCGACGAGCGAGUGAGCAAUCCUAAGAGGAGUGCACCUACAUUGAAUGAGACAUUUUUGGGUCUUCUAUACCCAACUGAGAACUACAAAGUGUAUGGCUAUUUGACAAACACAAAGGUCAAAUUUAUCAUGGUCACGACUGAUCUUGAUGUCAAAGAUGCAGAUGCCAGAAAUUUUUUCAGGAAGUUCCAUGCUGCAUAUGUAGAUGCCGUCUCGAACCCGUUCCAUGUCCCAGGGAAGAAGAUUGCUUCAAGAAGCUUUGGUGCAAGAGUAAGCACCAUCGUUAAAUCCUUCGGUUCAGGGACCAGUUGAUCGAAUGCUACUUUUGUCAGACUUUCUGUAAUCAAACAUAUGUGUUCUCUCCCUGUUUGACAAAAUUACUCCCUACCGUGUACUUGUCUGGUGAACGAGAUGCUAUUGGUACUGAUUGCUGAACAAAGAAAAAUAGUGGUUUAUUCAUUCAAAAUCCUCCUCAA
This is a messenger RNA of Zea mays, 772 nucleotides long. RefSeq names its product trafficking protein particle complex subunit 2-like protein. The record is from RefSeq and is a predicted model, not a curated record. The transcript has 5 exons. Bases 180 to 608 code for a protein of 142 amino acids. Gene Ontology annotation, biological process: endoplasmic reticulum to Golgi vesicle-mediated transport. Lineage: Eukaryota; Viridiplantae; Streptophyta; Magnoliopsida; Poales; Poaceae.